ACCUUUUGGAGUAAAAGAGGAAGAGGAGGCUAUCUCAAUUAAAGAGGAGGAGGAGGACGUUUUGGGAGUGAAAGAGGAGGAGACUGAAGAUCAGAUUAACCCCAGAGAGAGACACGACUAUCGUGGAUCCUCUGGGGAGCCUCAACAACAUCCUGAUGCUGACGAGUCAGAGAAGAGUCUCUACAGAUCAGAACACCAGAUGGACAAUGCUAGCACUUCCUCCCUCCCGGAGUCCCCGUGUCGUACCUCUCCCGGUAGCACCUUACUGCUGGGUAUGAAGAGGUUGUCUGUGCUGCUGGUGGACUGCAGGAAAACAACAGGGCUGAGUGGAACAGUAAGAGGUGGAGAAGAGAAGAAAGGAUCAGAUUUGACACAUCAAAGAGAGAGACCAGACUCGGAGGAACCAGAGCCAGGUAUGUCCAAACCAGCAAGACGACACCAGUGCUCCCAGUGUGGAAAGAGUUUUAACCAGAAAGGACACCUGAACCAACAUGAGAAAAUACACACAGGGGAGAAGCCUUACCACUGCUCCCAGUGUGGAACGGGUUGUAACGGGUUAAGGGACCUGAAACAACAUGAGAGGAUACACACAGGGGAGAAACCUUACCUCUGCUCCCAGUGUGGAAAUACUUUUACCCUGUUAUGUAACCUGAAAACACAUGAGAGAAUACACACAGGGGAGAAGCCUUACCACUGCUCUCAGUGUGGAAAGAGUUUUAACCAGAAAGGACACCUGAAGCAACAUGGGAGAAUACACACAUGGGAGAAGCCUUACCACUGUUCCCAGUUUGGAACCGGUUGUAACCAGUUAAGGGACCUGAAAGGACCUGAGAGAUUACACAAAGGUGAGAAGCCUUACCAUUGCUCCCGGUGUGGAAAGAGUUUUACAACGAUAGGGACACUGAAAAUUCACGAGAGAAUACAUACAGGAGAAAAGCCGUACCACUGCUCCCAGUGUGGAAAGAGUUUUACAACAUUAUGGAGCCUGAAAAUACACGAGAGAAUGCAUACAGGAGAAAAGCCGUACCACUGCUCCAAGUGUGGAAAGCGUUUUGCCCACUUAAGUAAUCAGAAAAAACAUGAGGGAAUACACACAGGGGAGAAGCCUUACCGCUGCUCCCAGUGUGGAAAGAGAUUUAGCGAGUUAGGAAGCCUGAUGUCUCAUGAGCGAAUACACACAGGGGAGAAGCCUUACAAAUGCUCAGACUGUGGGAAGACAUAUUACUCAUCACGGUCACUUAAAAGACAUGUGAGAGUCCACACAGGGGAGAAAACAUGAAUUGAAUAUGGAGUAUGUCAGUUUAAAUAAAGAGUAGAUCAGAUUCCUUGUGUUUAAA
Messenger RNA from Oncorhynchus gorbuscha (pink salmon), 1337 nucleotides. Its product is annotated as zinc finger protein 239-like. The transcript is spliced from 4 exons. Bases 200 to 1279 code for a protein of 359 amino acids. Lineage: Eukaryota; Metazoa; Chordata; Actinopteri; Salmoniformes; Salmonidae. The record is from RefSeq and is a predicted model, not a curated record.